AUGCAUCGCGUCACAUAUUGGGUGCUACUAAUCCACCACUAUUACAUGCUCGCUGUGGGCAUUGUGCGUUUUCGUUAUGACUUCGUUGCCGACAAGCCCCACACGACGACCUUCAUCACGUACUACAGUGUGGUGGCCAAUGUGCUGACCAUAUGCUCAUUACCUUGGAUAUAUCACACUUCCUUUAACGUUUUUCUACAACACGAUCGGAUUGGAAAGCUGGCGCUCUACAUCUUCGUCGGCUCAAGAACGUUGCGCGUGCUGGCUGUAGUGAUAGCCAUAGUGCACAAUUGGCUGAGACGCGAGGAAUUGCUGACGGUCAUACGUGAAUUCAAUUUUCUGCGCUGGACGUUCUUUUCACGGUUCACCGUUGCAGCGCCAGCACAACGACACUUCGAAAUAAAGAUAGUGCGAAAUAUUUUAUCGGGUCUGAUGAUCGAUGUGUCCGGUUUUAUAAUGAUACUGUUUGCCUACAGCGAGCAAGCGUCAUCAGAGUUCAUAUUGAGCAGCAUAAUGUUCACCUUUGUCUCGAACAUUCUAUAUUUGGUAAUAAAUCAGUAUUAUUUCGCAUUACGAACCGUUAUCUUAUUCGGUAACUUGAUGAACCAGCAGCUGACUGACAUAAUGAAAUUCACUGAGCAUGUGGCAUCACUGCAACAUAAACACCGAAACCAUGUGCAAUUCAAGGCGCGUUGCCGUCUGCUGAGCCAAGAACUGGACGAGCUAUCAGUGGUGUAUUGGCAGCUGCAGACCUUAGCUGAGCGCAUCACUGACAUCUUCAAGUGGCAGGGCCUGGGCGUGCUCACUAACAUGUACAUUUUCAAUGUAUCGCUUAUAUAUACCGUUGUCUCGAUGCUCUGGACCGGUGAAUUCACAGUAAGCCACUAUGACUGGGUGGCUGUACUAAUGGCGACGACAAGCGUCGUCUAUUUGCUGGAUGUGCGAGAGUUUUUGGGUUUGCAGCUGGAGCACAUGGAUAUAUUCAACUUGAAGUUUUUGCAUUUGGAGACCUACAGCUCGCUGCCACCUUUGGACAAGGCACUCGAACGAAGUGUAGAGAGAUUUCAUAUGCAGCUUUCCAUCAACAAAUACGAGAUGAGCUUAUUGGGUCUUUUCAAGUUCAACGGUGAAGUCGGCUUCUCUAUGUUUGCCUCGAUGCUGUUGAGUUCUAUUUUAGUUAUACAAUUCGAAUAUCAAUAUUUUCACUAG
Ceratitis capitata (Mediterranean fruit fly) is the source of this 1209-nucleotide messenger RNA. Its product is annotated as putative gustatory receptor 36b. The coding region runs from base 1 to 1209 and encodes 402 amino acids. The record is from RefSeq and is a predicted model, not a curated record. Gene Ontology annotation, cellular component: membrane. Gene Ontology annotation, biological process: sensory perception of taste. NCBI's taxonomy places the organism in Eukaryota, Metazoa, Arthropoda, Insecta, Diptera, Tephritidae. The transcript is spliced from 2 exons.